AGGAGUGGUGUGGGUUGAAUUGAGUAAACUCACGCAGGGGUAUUUUGGUCAUUUACAUUGGAAAUGGGCAAAAUCAUUUGGGUGGAGAGCAGAAUUCGUGUGUGAAUCCUCUCUCUUUCUCAAUCUAUCUUUCCACGCGAUCUGUGACUAUAACGAAACGAGAGAGAUGAUGUACUCACGGUUCAGAACCGUCGCUAAAAACCUCAAAUCCACCACAAAACCCUUCUCUUUCACCACCGCCACCACAACAACCACCGUAUCAUCCUCCGAAUUUCCACAGAAUCUGACCGAACUCCGAGCUCGUCUUGCAAGGGAAUCCCCAUCCCUAUCAGACUUCAUUUCCUUGAAAUCGAACAACGCAUACUCUGUUGAAGUUGGAACGAAGAAGAAUCCGCUUCCGAAACCGAAAUGGAUGAAGGAAUCGAUUCCUGGUGGUUGGAAGUAUGUGCAGAUUAAGAAGAAACUGAGAGAAUUGAAGCUUCAUACGGUUUGUGAGGAGGCGAAGUGCCCUAAUAUGGGAGAGUGUUGGUCUGGUGGUGAAACGGGUACCGCUACCGCUACUAUUAUGAUUCUUGGUGAUACUUGUACUCGAGGUUGCAGAUUUUGCAAUGUUAAGACAUCAAGGACUCCUCCACCACCUGACCCUGAUGAGCCCACCAAUGUGGCUGAAGCAAUUGCAUCGUGGGGUUUGGAUUAUGUUGUUAUAACAAGUGUUGACCGUGAUGAUUUACCUGAUCAAGGGAGCAGUCAUUUUACUGAAACAGUUCAGAAGCUGAAGAUACUGAAACCUAGCAUACUGAUAGAAGCCUUAGUCCCCGACUUUCGAGGAAAUGCUGAGUGUGUAGAGAAGGUUUCCAAAUCAGGAUUAGAUGUCUUUGCGCAUAAUAUUGAGACAGUUGAAGAGCUACAGAGUGCUGUGCGCGAUCACCGGGCUAAUUUUAAUCAGUCUUUGGAUGUUCUAAGGAUGGCCAAGGAUUAUGCCCCUGCGGGAACCCUCACCAAGACUUCAAUAAUGUUAGGUUGUGGGGAAACACCUGACCAGAUUGUGAAGACAAUGGAGAAGGUGAGAGCAGCUGGCGUUGAUGUGAUGACAUUUGGUCAGUAUAUGAGACCCUCAAAACGCCAUAUGCCCGUAUCAGAAUAUAUUACACCUGAGGCCUUUGAGAAGUAUCAGACUCUUGGCAUGGAAAUGGGAUUUCGAUAUGUGGCAUCUGGGCCCAUGGUAAGGUCAUCAUACAAGGCAGGUGAAUUCUAUAUUAAAUCCAUGAUUGACUCAGAUCGGGCUGUAUCUUCUCAAAGCUGAGUACCUGUUCAUUAUUUUUUCUUUCAUUUUUGUAAUUUACACACUACUGAUGUGCAUUAUGUAUAAGAAGAGGCACAUGCUUACUUCAUUCUGUUGAUGCCCAUAGCACAUGUAAUCUAUAACUAAGAUGGUAUUAAUGAGUGGGAAAAUUUAUUUGAAAAAUGAAAAUCUUAAAGGGGUUAAUUUGUGUUCUCA
Medicago truncatula (barrel medic) is the source of this 1498-nucleotide messenger RNA. RefSeq names its product lipoyl synthase, mitochondrial-like. The record is from RefSeq and is a predicted model, not a curated record. Lineage: Eukaryota; Viridiplantae; Streptophyta; Magnoliopsida; Fabales; Fabaceae. Bases 167 to 1303 code for a protein of 378 amino acids. Gene Ontology annotation, biological process: lipoate biosynthetic process. Gene Ontology annotation, cellular component: mitochondrion. Gene Ontology annotation, molecular function: lipoate synthase activity; 4 iron, 4 sulfur cluster binding. The transcript is spliced from 4 exons.